Miscanthus lutarioriparius is the source of this 933-nucleotide messenger RNA. NCBI's taxonomy places the organism in Eukaryota, Viridiplantae, Streptophyta, Magnoliopsida, Poales, Poaceae. The record is from the annotation of a GenBank genome assembly.
AUGGCGAGCUCGGCGCUUAGGCGGUCUCUCCCGCGGCGUACCACGCUCCGCCACUCCAUUCCCCCCCACUUGCCGCCCACAGCUGCCGGCGCCUUUCGUCGUUCGUUCCAGUCUGGGGAUGGCGAGACCUUGGAGGAAUUCGAUGAACGGCUGUUUGGGAGCAAGGACACAGAGGAAGGGUCUCUCUAUGAGAAGCUUGACAGGGCUGAGAACGCCAGUAGGAGAUACGGCAUGGGCUCUGGGAUGGGUGGUUUCGCUGGGUUUGGUGAUAGGAGGAGCUCUGGGUCAUCCAUGGGUGGUUUCCCUGGGUUCAGUGACAGGAGCAGCUCUGGGUCAGCCAUGGGUGGUUUAGGUGUGUUUGGCGACAAGAGCAGCUCUGGGUCCAUGGGUUUCUUUGAUUCUUCGAAUGAUAGCAUAAGUGAGAUGCUGGAUAAUGCGGCACGCAACUUCCAAAUGGAUGACAACGACGAUGACGAUGAUGAGUGGGAAGAGGAUGAUUUUGAGUUCAGGCCUGAUGUGACGUAUAGGCGAGGAUCGACUUAUUCUGUUCGGGACCUUGACAUUAGAAGACCUGCAGCCGCAAAGAAUCCUCCUAGACCACAGUUUGAAACAACUACAGCGGAGGUUUUGAGGAAGGCUGAUUUUAGGAACGUUAGAUUCCUCUCCCACUUCCUUACAGAAGCUGGAAUUAUCAUCAAGAGAAGCCAGACCCGUAUAAGUGCAAAAGCUCAGCGUAAGAUUGCAAGAGAGAUCAAAACGGCGCGUGCAUUUGGGCUAAUGCCUUUUACAACAAUGGGUAGAAGACCAUUCAUCUUUGGCAGAAGUGCGGAGGAGCACUAUUCAGAAGAGGAAUAUUUCGGCUUUGGGAGGCAGAGGGAUGGUGAGCCUGCUGAGGAUAAUGGGGACGAGGAGCCAAAUGUGAAGGCUGCAUAA